AUGAACUCCGGCACCCUCCCGGCCGGGUUCAAGCUCCCGUCGUCGCAGCUAUCAACCGCCUGCGCCGCAUGCAUCGCCGGCCCCGAAUUCCUCUCUCACUCCAUCGUUGCGGCGCUCGACGCCAAGGACCACGAGCAUUCCUCUCUCACGCACAUCGCGUCGAAUCUCCGCUUCACGCACGACAACAUUGAAGCUACGGGACGAGAAGCGCUGUUCGAGGUACUGGCCGACAUACCGGGAGAACAGCGGUUCCACGUCACACGCUCGACAUCGCAGGUCUGCCAGGCCACGGGACAGGCGAAGAUCUGGCUUUCCGUGGAGGUGAGGGGGUGUCCGUCCACGGGGCGCGGCGUUCGCGAGAGCGUGGUGUUGCUGCAUUGGCGCAUUGUGCGUGGAGAGUGGACUUGUCACUUGUGUCGUGGGCUUCAGCAUGGGGGAGCGGGGGAUGACUGA
Molecule: messenger RNA, 453 nt
Organism: Neohortaea acidophila
Lineage: Eukaryota; Fungi; Ascomycota; Dothideomycetes; Mycosphaerellales; Teratosphaeriaceae
Exons: 1
Coding region: 1-453 (150 amino acids)
Source: RefSeq, a predicted model, not a curated record